UCGCGGCGCGGAAGUCGGAUUAGGGCUGUUGCUUUUCUUAAUGGAGAAUGCAGUAUUUUAGUGAGAGAAUGGAUAGGGCUUCUAGAGAUAGAUUUUAGAGAGAGAGAGGUCACUGUAAUUGUAUAUUAGGAUGUGAUGAAGAAGCUCACUUUCUAAUUCCAGGGUUCUGUAUCUUCUCUUUCCAUUGGGGUAGCAGAAAACAGAGACUGAUGCGGGAGAUAUAGGUAUACAGAAGGGAAAUUAGGCAGCAUGCAACCGGAGCCCCAACAUGUGAAUGGAAUAGAACAUGUGUCACACCCAGAAAACGCUUCAGUUGUUGGUCCACAGCCUUGGUGGCGUGGUGGUGUCAGUUAUAAUGCUAUACAGGGUGGUUUAUCAGAAAACCCAGCAAAAUCAUCUGCUAUGGAGCAAAUUGAAUUUCAAUUGCACUCCAAGGAUUCUGUCACGCAUGGCGUUGGCCAUCCUCUAGCAGAUAAUUUGGAUGGGGGCACUGGUAUUACUAAAGAUAUGCAGAUGAUGGCUACAAAACCUGGGCCAGAUGGAAGCUAUGGACAUGAUCCUCAGCAUUUGCAGCAUGUCACAAAUGUGAUACCUCCUGUGGUGGCUGAAUACCUUGUGCCACAUACCCAGUUAGAACUUGGUCCCUCAAUAGCACGGGCACCAUAUCCUUAUUCUGAUCCUUACUAUGGAGGCAUUAUGACUGCCUAUGGAACCCAGGCUUUGGUUCAUCCUCAUUUACUGGGUUUGCACCAAAGUCGGAUGCCUCUGCCCCUCGAGAUGACUGAAGAGCCUGUAUAUGUUAACGCCAAGCAGUACCAUGGGAUUCUAAGGCGAAGACAGUCACGUGCCAAGGCAGAGUUGGAGAAGAAGCUGAUAAAAGUUAGAAAGCCAUACCUGCAUGAGUCCCGACACCAACACGCCAUGAGGAGAGCAAGGGGAUGUGGAGGCCGCUUCCUCAAUACAAAGAAAGGGAAUUCGAAUGCAACAAAUCCCGAAACCUCAAACAAAGGUACAACCCCUCCAACCCACUCAUCCAACUCUUCUGGCUCUGAGCCAUUGCCAUGUGAUGGUCAUAGCACAAGCCCCUCAAAUGGGAUAAAAUUCAAGGAUUCGAUGAUGCAUGAGGAACAUGAUGGUCACAUGUAUGCCAAUGGCAAUGCCAAUGCCAAUGGAUGUUAUCAGCAUCCCGGGUUCCACUUAUCGGCCUUCCAUUCACUAUCGAGUGAGAGAGGGCAGGAAGGCGAUUGUGGGGGUAUCAUGCUCUCCGGCCGGGCCCCUCACCGCGCCCUUACCAUCCAGUGAGCUCUCUCUCUAGCCUUUUAUGGUCUGCCACUUCAAUUGUGGUCAUGCCGGAUUCCUAUUCUCUCUCUCACCCACUGUGGAAGGAGCAAGCUUCGCGGUGAAGCUCAGGGCAUGGAAUCAUAUCAGGCGCUGGAGGUGUCAAGGCACCUUUUAACUGGGAAGGGGAGCUUAUCUAAGGCAAUUCAUUCUUGGCUUCGUUUUAGAGUUUUCGGAGGUGAAAGAGAAGGGAGAAUGGAAAGAAAUUUGAACCUAAUUUAAGACGAGUGGGUUUAAGCUCCAUUUUGUAAAAAAGAAAGGAAUGUGAAGGGGACGGGCUGAGCUUGUUCCUUGUUUGGUUUUUUUUUUUCUUUUUCUGUUGCCUUCCUUUUGUUUCUCUUUUUCCUGGUGAUAGAAGAAAGGUUAGGGUUGUUUGUAGGUAACUGAAUUAUCUUGGUGAAGGCAUCAUUCGAAAAGUUUGAGCUUCUUUAGUUUC
Molecule: messenger RNA, 1774 nt
Organism: Amborella trichopoda
Lineage: Eukaryota; Viridiplantae; Streptophyta; Magnoliopsida; Amborellales; Amborellaceae
Product: nuclear transcription factor Y subunit A-1
Biological process (GO): regulation of DNA-templated transcription
Cellular component (GO): CCAAT-binding factor complex
Molecular function (GO): DNA binding; DNA-binding transcription factor activity
Source: RefSeq, a predicted model, not a curated record